AAAAAAAAAACUUUACAAUAAAUAUUUGCUUUCUUUCUCAACCAACAUAACAUAACACCUCAUUUUGAUUCUCAUCUUUUUUCUUCUCAUGGCGGCUAUAGAGGAGUUACCUUCUUCCAUGCCUCAAGCUUCUUCUGAGGAAAAAGUGAUUCCUUCAACAGAUGAAAUGAUGGAAAGGGGUUUAGGAAGAUUUGGAUGGGUAGAAUUUGUGCAAUGCAUUCUUGUUUCGUUCGCAAUGUUCUUCGACGCACAACAAUCAUUCAUAACAAUUUACACCGACGAAUAUCAAACAUGGCAUUGCACAAAUCCGACCACAUGUGCAUGGGAUUCUAACAUCUGCAAAAUUCCAAGAUCUUCAUGGUCAUGGGAUGGACCAGCACACAAAACAGUGAUAUCUCAAUGGAGUCUUGAAUGUGCUAGUAGUUUUGUAACAGGUUUACCUCAAUCGUCGUUCUUCAUUGGUUGUCUUUUCGGUUCGUUUCUUCUAGCAACUUUAGCUGAUACAUCACUUGGUAGAAAGAACAUGCUUGUUAUGUCUUGUUUAUCAAUGUCUAUAGCUUCUAUUCUCAUUGUUUUCUCUACCAAUGUUUGGAUUUAUUCUGUUUUUAAAUUCUUGAUUGGGUUUUUGCGUUCGUCGAUUGGAACUUGUGUUCUUGUUUUGCUAACCGAGAAAGUUAGUACCGAGUGGAGGUUCACAGUUGGGAUUGUCGAAUAUUUCUGCUUCACAUUAGGGUAUGUGUCAUUGCCUGGUAUAGCUUAUCUCAAUAGAUAUAAUUCAUGGAAAUCGGUGUACAUUUGGACAUCAGUUCCUGCAAUUAUUUACUCGGUCAUUGCUUAUAUCUUUGUUACUGAGUCCCCGAGAUGGCUUCUAAUGCAAGGAAGACAUCAAGAAGCCAUGGCAAUGCUUAAAGGAGUUUCUUCUGUAGAGAACAGUGAUGAUAUGAUAGUAAGUUUAAUAGAAGCCCCGGUGAAUAAACAAAAGGCUUCGAUUUUCCAACUUUACUCGUCGAUUGCAGAGUUGUUCGCGAGAAGUUGGGCUCUAAAGAGAAUGAUGGCGGUAAUGGUUCUUGGUAUUGGAAUUGGAAUGGUCUAUUUUGGAAUGCCUUUAGCCGUUGGAAACUUAGGUUUUGACAUUUAUUUGGCUGUUGUGUUCAAUGGUUUGAUGGAAAUACCGUCUUGUGUGGCUACUUAUUUCUUGGAGAAUCGCCAAAGAAAGCCAUCAAUUCUUGUAUUCUCGGUAGCUAGUGGCAUAUGUUGUAUAAUGUGUGUUAUUGUUGGAUCGGGACAACAAGGAAUUAAGGUCGGGUUAGCAAUGACAUCGUUUUUCAGUGCUUGCACAGCUUAUAAUGUGUUUCUCAUUUACAUUAUUGAGGUGUUUCCAACAAGUGUGAGAAACACUACAACAUCAUUGGUGAGACAAGCUAUUGUUUUUGGUAACAUUUUCAGCCCCUUUUUGAUAUCUGCUGGGAGGAAAAAUGAUAUUUUCUCUUAUGGUGUGUUUGGAGUUGUUAUCAUGUUGUCUUGUGUUACAUUGCUCGGUUUGCCAGAGUCAAGAGGAUUAGCUCUUUCUGAUACCAUGGAUCAACAAGAGAAGAAAGAUGACAUGUCGGUAUAAAAUUGGUAAUGUUUGUUUAUGAUGUUGUUUUCACGUCAUUUUUUGGUUGUUGCUAGGGAGUAAGAAUGCUUGAUUUUGUAUCGACUUUGUCUCGAUUUUGAAAUGAAUACUUGAGAUUUGAUUUUUGAGCAAUGAGAAUCACCUUCUUUUGAAGGUAAAAAUUCCACAAUGGUAUACUUGUUUUUUUUUUCUUCUUUCCAUUCUGAUAAGUAACAACGUUUGUAUAUAGUCAAAGAUGUUUCUGUGACAUUUGUUCAUGAAACAUCUUAGGGCCAUGAAGCUUAUGACCUAAUAAUUUUGCAGGCAGUUAAAGAUGAUUUCUUGUUUUCUCCCUUA
Medicago truncatula (barrel medic) is the source of this 1951-nucleotide messenger RNA. RefSeq names its product organic cation/carnitine transporter 3. The record is from RefSeq and is a predicted model, not a curated record. Lineage: Eukaryota; Viridiplantae; Streptophyta; Magnoliopsida; Fabales; Fabaceae. The transcript has 2 exons. Bases 89 to 1615 code for a protein of 508 amino acids. Gene Ontology annotation, cellular component: membrane. Gene Ontology annotation, molecular function: transmembrane transporter activity. Gene Ontology annotation, biological process: transmembrane transport.